Molecule: messenger RNA, 2233 nt
Organism: Baudoinia panamericana UAMH 10762
Lineage: Eukaryota; Fungi; Ascomycota; Dothideomycetes; Mycosphaerellales; Teratosphaeriaceae
Exons: 2
Coding region: 210-2102 (630 amino acids)
Biological process (GO): transmembrane transport; borate transport; monoatomic ion homeostasis
Cellular component (GO): plasma membrane
Molecular function (GO): solute:inorganic anion antiporter activity
Source: RefSeq, a predicted model, not a curated record
AGUUGCCAAUUGCGCCAGCAGAGUUAGUGAACGACCUUCUUGGCCGGCAUUGUAUGAUAUCCCUUCCGAAUUGUGGUUAUCCAACCAGCAACAGCCAGAUAUAAGGAGAUUAGAAAGGCCGAUACGUUGCCGGCAAAGACUUGACAAACUGCAACCAGCAUUCAAAUACAGCAUACAUCUAGACCGUCAACUUCGCAUUCGCUGUCGAAAUGAAACGACCUACCGUCGACUACGCAAACGAUCCCUACACAUGGGACAAUAUCUCAGGAUGGAAACAAUACCGCUCCUUACGCCCCUUUCGAGGCAUGUACCACGACGUCCGACGCCGACUGCCAUGGUACUGGACCGACAUCACCGACGGCAUGACCUACCGCACUUUUGCCGGAUGCAUACGCAUCUUCUUCGUCAACCUCUUACCCGCAAUUGCAUUUAUCCUCGACAUGCAACGACGCACCAACGGUUUCUUCGGCAUCAAUGAGGCUCUCUUUUCCUCAGCAUUGGCGGCGCUGGUAUUCAGUCUCUUCUCAUGCCAACCAUUGACCGUCGUCGGUAUCACUGGUCUCAUCUCACUGUUCAACUACACCAUUUACGACAUCGCCAAGUCGUACGGUCGCGAAGACAUAUAUCCCCAGUUUCUGUGCUGGUGUGCCAUCUGGGCUGCGAUCACGCAUUGGGUGGCCGCCGUGCUGAAUUGGUGCGACUAUAUGCGAUACAUCACUGACUUCUCUUCGAAUGCUUUCGGCAUGUACGUCGGCAUCAUCUACAUGAUCAAAGGCGUCGAGGAACUGGUCGCCGGUUUUCAGGAGCCAGGCUCAUCGUGGGCGGCUGGUUAUUUGGGCAUUGUCAUUGCGCUGUGUUACUGGGCGAGUGUGUACUUUCUCGAGGCCAUGGGUGGGACGACGUACCUUACACCGGUCACCCGCAAGCUGCUGGCAGAUUUUGCCUACCCCAUCGCCACGAUCUGGUGGACAGGCUUCUCUCACAUACCUGGUCGCAUCAAGUCCACAGGCCUGCUUCGGCUCGAACACACUCCCGCUUUCUAUCCAACCACUGACCGCUCAUGGCUGAUCGACUUCUGGAACUGCCCCGUUGAUUGGAUCUUCGUAGCUCUACCGAUCGGCAUCCUAAUCACUCUGCUCUUCUACUACGAUCAUAAUGUCUCUUCACUAACAGCGCAAGCGAAGCAAUUCCCUCUCACCAAGCCCGCCGGCUUCCACUGGGACUUCUUCCUCUUAGGCAUCACCUGCUUUAUCGGCGGCAUCAUCGGCAUCCCGCUCCCCAAUGGCCUCGUUCCUCAGGCGCCCGUACACACGGACAGCUUGACCGAAUAUGUCGACAAUCUCGCCCGCAGCCGAGAGCAAGACUACGAACCCUCCGAAGGCGAAUGGCUGCAGCACAACAAAAAGGUUGUCCGCGCCACCAAAGUCCACGAGCAGCGCCUUAGCCACUUCAUCAUGGCGCUGGGCUUCGUCGGACUUAUGACGGGCCCGCUGUUAAUCGUGCUGCAUACCAUCCCUCGCGCGCUGUUCGGCGGCGUCUUCUUCGUUGUCGGCUGGGGCAGUAUAGAGGGCAUGAACAUCACCUCGAACGUUCUGUACAUCCUUCGUGAAAGCCGCUACAUCGAUCCGCAAGACCCUCGCACGACGCUGAAGAAGAGCCGGAUUGCUUACUACGUCUUCUGGCAGAGCAUUGGCGUGGCGGCUAGUGUGGCUAUUUCGCAGACCAUCGGGGCUAUUGGGUUUCCGGUUAUUAUUGUUAGUUUGAUUCCGUUGCGGUGGUGUAUUCUGCCGCGUAUCUUUUCGGAGCAUGAGCUGCUUGUCCUGGAUUCACCGACGGCGGAUGCAACUGUGGUGUUGGCUAGCAUGGGCGGGCAGCCGACUCUGCCGGAAGUGAAGUUGGCGGAGCAGAAGCGGAGCGAGAGAGGUGAGGAAGAUGUCGAUGGGGCUGGUGGUGUUAGUAGUGGGACGAGCAGCCAAGGAACAGAGGGUAUUAGGUCAAGGGAGAAGUUCAAGGAUGAUGAGGAGAAGGAGGUAGGUCGUUUAAGGAGGGAGCGGGAGACAGAGGGUGGCGUGCAGGCUACGCUUCGGACAGGGCAUGCAUAGCCAGAUCGCUUCAUAUGUUACAAGCUACAUUGGCACGCUGUGUCGAGCCCUGCAGCCUCAAUAGCCACGUUGACUGGCACUGUGCCAAUCGUCCGAUGUCAACCACCGGGCACCGUCGCUAUGCAUUCGCU